Seminavis robusta is the source of this 1521-nucleotide messenger RNA. Lineage: Eukaryota; Bacillariophyta; Bacillariophyceae; Naviculales; Naviculaceae. The record is from the annotation of a GenBank genome assembly.
AUGGAGAACAUGCAGACAGAGCCGCUGGACGUGUCGGGUACAAAGAGAGCUUCUGAUUCCCCAGAUGAUCGCGAUAGGAAGAAAUCUCGAGGAAACGCUCCGAGCACAGCGACUGUGGAGGGCGAAAGCGCUGAGCAACCCAUACUAACAGGUUCUAUCGGUACGAGAAAUGACCGCACGGGGAAAGCUCCAGUGUCUGCAUUGCCCAAGUCCACCAAGGCAGUAGUUUUGAAUGAAGUUCUUCCUCCUCCUGCUGGAGCACAGAACAAAGGGCGGGUCAAUAAUGUCGCAAUGACCCAUUCUCUCUCCGACAAUCUGCCAGCCCAGAAAAAGAGGACACCUCAAGUCAUGUACCCUCCGUCCGCAGACUUUAUCUUCUCUCAGACUAUUCCAUCUUCCAACAUUGCAACCUCGUCAAAUCGAUCAAUUCGCAAGUGGCUCUUCUCGACUAUCUUGAUUGUGUCCUGCUGUUGUGCUGCAGCAUUCUUUCAACGCGCGCCCUCCAUUCGCACAUUUGACCACGUAAUCCCACCGAAACAUGUUGUUGAUACAGUUGCGAAGGGGGGUGUCGUUGACAAGAAUGUGCAGGGACAAAUGGAUGCGUUUUUGAGUAAUGUGACUCUCCGAGAGUUUCUGACGGAUCCCUCUGGCUUUCACCUGGGCAUGGCGCCAUCUUUCUUUGGCUUCUAUGGCUAUUUCGGAAGCUUGGCGGCCUGGGACGAAGGCCUUGUUACUGCCAAUCAGACCUCCUUUUUGGAUACUGACAAGAUACUGUCAGUUGCGGGUGCAUCGGCAGGUGCCAUGGCUGCCAUGUUGUUGGCCGUGGGUAUUCCUCCGCGAAAAGCAGCUGACUUUGUUGGCACCAUUGACUUGACCACAUUUGCAGAUCCACCGGGUGUUUUGUCCGCAUUCAAGGGCGAUAAGUUUGAACAACUCAUGUUCGAGUUUAUCCAGUCACAGGUUCCUGCCGACCAUAGUAUGCAGAUGCAAGACAGCAAGAUUCCAGUAGCUGUAACAGGAUUUGACUUGCAGACCCUCAGUACACUGGUAAUGACAGAAGGAUGCGUGGCCCGUUCAGCCCGCGCUUCGGCUACGUUUCCCUUCCUCUUUCAGCCUGUUCAUUGGCUCGGAGGAUCGGACAGUGAGAGCGAUAGUCAAGACUAUGUCCUGAUUGAUGGAGGAGUGGAAGACAAUUGCGGUCUCGAAGGUCUUUCGACGAUGGAACCAGGGUUACAGAAGCGCGUUGUCAACAUGGUAGUUGGGAAUUUUGGAGGCGUCGGGACUGGAGUUCCACCAGGACCUUCGGAAAUGCCAUCUGGAUUAUCUACGUCUGAGUUGCUCUCGAUAUCCAUACGCAAUCUACCUCAGUGUGGACCGUGGGCUAUGGAGAAUGGCCCCAUUGCUGUGGAGGGUGCUCGCAGGGCAAUGCUGGCUUCACUAGAUUUACCAUUGUACCGUGGAAAGGAAGACGGGCACUACGAGCUACACAUCGACGCUAGUUCCUUCGUUCCAGCAGCUUAA